AUGGUACAAGCUAUCGACCAAGCAGCUGUAAAUACUAUUCGUGUUCUUGCAGGCGACAUGACCCAUUUACGAGGCUCUGGGCAUCCUGGUGCUCCAAUGGGAUGUGCUCCAAUGGCACACACGCUCUUUUCACGUUUCUUGAAUGUCGAUCCUCAAGAUCCUGACUACAUUGCACGUGAUCGAUUUGUCCUUUCGAAUGGCCACGCGAGCGCUUUGCAUUAUAUAAUGCUGCAUCUCAUGGGAUUUGAUAUGACGGUACAGGAUCUCAAGGACUUCCGCAGGCUUGGCAGCAAGACACCCGGUCAUCCAGAGGCUUUCCACACACCUGGUGUCGAGGUUACAACAGGGCCCUUAGGACAAGGCAUUUCUACAGCUGUGGGUUUGGCAGCUGCUGAAGCCCAUCUUGCAGCUAAAUACAAUCGACCUGGCUAUGACAUUUUCAAUAAUUAUACCUACGUGAUCGUUGGUGACGGCUGUCUUCAAGAGGGUGUCACUUUGGAAGCUGUGUCUUUGGCAGGCCACUGGAAGCUUGGCAAACUUAUUGUGCUAUAUGACUCCAACAAGAUGACAGAUGAUGGUGACACAGCAUAUGCAUUUACCGAAGACGUUGCCAAGCGUUUGGAAGCAUGUGGAUGGCACACUACAGAAGUCAAGGAUGGAAACAAUGACAUUGAAGGAAUUGCCAAGGCUAUUGAGGAAGCUCGUGCUAUGCAUGACAAGCCAUCCUUGAUCAAGAUCAACACGACCAUUGGUUUCGGAUCUCUCAUGGAAAACGAUCGCAAGGUGCAUGGUCAUCCACUUACAGCCGAUGAUGUCGUGCAGCUCAAGGAAAAACUUGGAUUUGAUGUCAAGGACACGUAUGUGGUACCCAAUGAGGUACGUCAUUUGUAUGCUGCAAGAGCGCAACAUGGAAAGGAACACCACGCAUCUUGGAAAAGGCUCUUUGAGGAAUAUAGUAAGACAUACAAUGAGGAGGCAGCCGAGAUUAUCCGACGAUUCAAACAAGAGUUACCUGAUGGAUGGGAAAACGCUCUUCCGCAUUUCAAUGCAAAUGAUCCACCCACUGCAACACGUAAAUCCUCUGGUGCUGUGCUGAAUGCUUUGGCAAGUGUGAUUCCUGAUUUCACUAGUGGAUGUGCCGACAUUACCAAUUCGACGCUCAACAAGUGGAAGGAUGCAGGCGACUUUCAACAUCCAUCCACGGGCUUGGGUGAUUACACCGGGCAGUAUUUCCGAUAUGGUGUACGUGAACAUGCAAUGUGUGCAAUACUAAACGGCAUGGCUCGUUAUGGUGGUAUCAUUCCUAUUGGUGCUACGUUUUUGAACUUUUUGAGUUAUGGUUAUCCUGCAGUGCGCUUGGCAGCCUUAACAGGUUAUCGCAUCAUCUAUGUCAUGACACACGACUCGAUUGGUCUCGGUGAAGAUGGCCCAACACAUCAGCCUAUAGAGCUUGUGGCGCUUUUACGAUCAAUGCCAAAUCUUCUUACUUUCCGACCAGCCGAUGGAAAUGAGGUAGCCGGUGCAUGGAUGGCCGCUCUUAAGCAAGAAAAUCGUCAUCAUCAUCAUUAUCGACCCUGCGUGCUUUGCCUUUCACGACAAGACGUUCCUCAACUAGUGGGAUCAUCUGCUAAAGACGUUAGCAAGGGAGCAUACAUCAUUCAAGAAAGCCCAAGCAUGCCACCCAAGGUGAUUUUGGUAGCUACAGGCUCGGAAGUUACUAUUGCCAUGGAAACAGCAAACCGAUUGCAACAAGAGAAAGAGAUCUCAGCACGUGUAGUAUCGAUGCCGUGUACAGAAUUGUACGACGAACAACCCGAUGAGUACAAAAAGACGUUGUUUUUACCUGGUGUCCCGGUGAUAUCAAUCGAAGCGCUUGGAACACGCGGAUGGGAACUUUACGCAGACGCCUAUGUGGGGAUGACGAGCUAUGGUCUUUCAGGUCCCAUGGAUGAUCUUUACAAGUAUUUUGGCAUCACCCCUGAAGCAGUCAUCAAUAAGGCUUGCCAAACCAUCACCCGUUUUGAAAAGGAGCAUUGUGUUCCCACCCAAUUGGGUGCCUAG
Molecule: messenger RNA, 2061 nt
Organism: Lichtheimia ornata
Lineage: Eukaryota; Fungi; Mucoromycota; Mucoromycetes; Mucorales; Lichtheimiaceae
Product: transketolase
Exons: 10
Coding region: 1-2061 (686 amino acids)
Biological process (GO): pentose-phosphate shunt
Cellular component (GO): cytosol
Molecular function (GO): transketolase activity
Source: RefSeq, a predicted model, not a curated record